Messenger RNA from Neltuma alba, 1471 nucleotides. Its product is annotated as aspartic proteinase CDR1-like. Lineage: Eukaryota; Viridiplantae; Streptophyta; Magnoliopsida; Fabales; Fabaceae. The record is from RefSeq and is a predicted model, not a curated record. Gene Ontology annotation, cellular component: extracellular region. Gene Ontology annotation, molecular function: aspartic-type endopeptidase activity. Gene Ontology annotation, biological process: proteolysis. The transcript has 2 exons. The coding region runs from base 1 to 1284 and encodes 427 amino acids.
AUGAAUUUUAUCGCACAGAUUCUUGCACUGUUAUUUUCUCUCUCAAGUCUAUCAUCUUCUUCCGAUGCUUGUCAUAAUGAUAAAACCCUAAUCAGAAGCAGCUUCAGCGUCGACCUUAUUCAUCGAGACUCAGUUUUCUCACCAUUUUACAACUCUUCUCUGUCACGUUCACAGAUCAUAAUGAAAGCAGCGAGGCGAUCGGUUUCUCGAAUCAAACACUUUCGCGAUCGGACUGGUGGUGGUGGUAAUGGAGCUGUGAUAACUCCGAACAGAGGAGAUUAUCUGAUGAAGAUGUUCAUGGGGACGCCAUUGGUGGAGCUUCAUGCAGCAGCAGACACAGGAAGCGACCUCGUUUGGGUUCCGUGCUUGCCUUGUGGAGGUUGUGAUCCCCAGAACGCGUUUGAUCCUGCAAAAUCUUCCACUUUCAUGGUGCUGACUUGUGAUUCCCAGCCCUGUGCCUCCUUACCCAGACAUUCCUGCGGAAAUUCAAAUCAGUGCAGGUACUUCUAUAAAUAUGGAGACCAAUCAUUCUCUACAGGAGACUUAGCCACAGACACAAUCAACUUCGGCAACGCUGUUUCGUCUCCUUCAACUGUGAUUGGAUGUGGACACGACAAUCAGUUCGAAGACAACACAGGAAUCGCAGGUCUAGGUGGCGGUCCUCUCUCUCUUAUUUCCCAACUCGGCGAUCAAAUCCGCCAUAAAUUCUCCUACUGUCUCCUCCCUUUCUCCUCCAACACCAACAGCAAACUCAAGUUCGGCGACGAAGCAACGACCUCUUCAUCCCCAAACAACGAUGACGCCAUCGUCUCCACUCCUCUGUUCACCAAAACCCCGACAACCUUUUACUAUGUCAAUCUCGAAGGUGUCACCGUUGGGCACAAGACUGUUCAGACAGGUCAAACUGGAGGAAACAUAGUGAUUGAUUCGGGCACGACGUUGACGGUGCUUGAAUCUGGUUUUUACAGUGAGCUUAGAGACGCAGUGAGAGAAGCCGUUGGGGUUGAACCGGUGACGAACCCACCUGAUCCGUUGGACUUGUGUUUCCGAUAUGAGUCUGAGAUGGGAGAAGGUCUUGAGUUUGUGUUGCAUUUCACGAAUGCUGAUAUGAGAUUGCACAGUGGGAACAUGUUCAGCAUUGAGGAUGAUUUGCUUUGCUUGCUUGUUAUCCCCAGUGACAGUAUUUCGAUUCUGGGAAAUAUUGCUCAGAUCAAUUUUCAGGUGGCAUUUGAUCUUGCAGAACAGAAAGUUUCUUUUGCUCCUGCUGAUUGUACAGCUAUCUAGAAAUAUGGGAAUUCUUAUAUGCAAGACUCAGAUCUUUGAAAGUCUGAGAUGAACAUGAGUUUGUGGAUAUCCACUCAUGUCAUGUCUUGUCUCAGAAAGAUGCUUUUCUCUUUCACUCUGCUGGAAGAAAAGCACAGUUGCUGGGUUCUCUCUUUCAAAUGAAAGUAAGCAAGCAACACUUUUAGAA